CGCGCCUGCACCGACGCACUGACUCUGCGCGACUGACGUCACUUCCAAGCGUCUGGCGGCACGUUGACGGUGCUUUCGGCGCCUUUCCCAGGAACAAUGUCUAUGGGUAGCGAUUUCUACUUGCGCUACUAUGUAGGACACAAGGGAAAGUUCGGACACGAGUUUCUGGAGUUCGAGUUUCGGCCAGAUGGAAAGCUUAGAUAUGCCAACAAUAGCAAUUACAAAAAUGAUGUCAUGAUCAGAAAAGAGGCAUAUGUCCACAAAAGUGUAAUGGAAGAACUGAAGAGAAUUAUUGAUGAUAGCGAAAUUACAAAAGAAGAUGAUGCUUUGUGGCCACCUCCUGACAGGGUUGGCCGGCAGGAACUUGAAAUUGUAAUUGGAGAUGAACACAUUUCUUUUACCACAUCAAAGAUAGGUUCUCUUAUUGAUGUAAAUCAGUCAAAGGAUCCUGAAGGCCUUCGAGUAUUUUACUAUUUGGUACAAGACUUGAAAUGUUUAGUUUUUAGUCUCAUUGGAUUACACUUCAAGAUUAAGCCAAUUUAAGUUGUGUAUAUGUGAAGAUCUUUGUAUAUUUGAGGGGUGGGGAAGGGAGGACUUGUCAUUUAUAAUACUAAGAUUUUUAUGAAUGUGAAAACAAAUUUUUUGUAUGUAAACUGAACAUAGGAAAAUAUAUAAACAGGCUUAAUGGUUUUUCUUCCUUGGGUCUAAGUAAGUAAGACUAUCCACAUACACAUGAAAUUUUGUAAAUAAAAGCCACUUUUUGUUGAAAUUUUGCUUUAAUAAAACAUACCGAAGCCUGAA
This is a messenger RNA of Cavia porcellus (domestic guinea pig), 801 nucleotides long. It is a transcript of the gene Magohb, whose product is annotated as mago homolog B, exon junction complex subunit. NCBI's taxonomy places the organism in Eukaryota, Metazoa, Chordata, Mammalia, Rodentia, Caviidae. The record is from RefSeq and is a predicted model, not a curated record. Gene Ontology annotation, cellular component: nucleus; exon-exon junction complex; catalytic step 2 spliceosome. The transcript has 5 exons. Bases 97 to 543 code for a protein of 148 amino acids. Gene Ontology annotation, biological process: RNA splicing.